CGAACGAGCGCCAUCUCGGCCUUCCUAGGUCGCUGCUCUACGGGUGAGGACGCUGGUGCGGCGGGUUCUGAUGGUUUCCCCGCGAGAGCUAUCCUGCUUUCUAGAAGCCGGUCUGCGAGCCAGUUGGCGCUGAUGCGCCGGGGCAGGAGGAGGCCCCUGAUUAGGGAAUGCGCGUCACCCAGCGCCGAUCUGCGAGCCCGUGUUUCGAGGCGUUACCGUGGCCCAGUAUGGCCGAUGGUUGCAGACAACCCCCCUCCCCCACAUACCUAACCGGGGGCUUUGUACGCGGGUGGGCUUUGUACGCGGGUGGUCUUGCGCCACGAUGCCGGAGUUGGGUGCCGGAGUCACAUCAAGGUCGCAAGAUCGAAACCCAUCGGGAACGGUUCGGCUCCGUUACCUGUGUAGGCACUGAGCAUACUUGUGCCGAACUUCCCCGAACGAGCGCCAUCUCGGCCUUCCUAGGUCGCUGCUCUACGGGUGCGGACGCUGGUGCGGCGGGUUCUGAUGGUUUCCCCGCGAGAGCUAUCCUGCUUACUAGAAGCCGGUCUGCGAGCCAGUUGGCGCUGAUGCGCCGGGGCAGGAGGAGGCCCCUGAUUAGGGAAUGUGCGUCACCCAGCGCCGAUCUGCGAGCCCGUGUUUCGAGGCGUUACCGUGGCCCAGUAUGGCCGAUGGUUGCAGACAACCCCCCUCCCCCACAUACCUAACCGGCAUCUUGGCGGCCGGUGGUGCGGUACCUUCUCGGGCGGGCGCGGUUUGGGCAGCUGCCGGUGUUGUGGUCACUGGUGGCGUGACGGCCGGCGGCUCUGCCGCGGGUGCUGGCGGUGCCGUAGCCGCGCCUGCCCCGCCCAACACAGUUGCUAUGGCGCAUGGCUUGCGCGUAGUCUCGCACUCGCGCACGCUGGGUGUGGUCUUCUACGACCUCCCACUUGGCACGGCUGCAGCCCAGGGGGCUCCUUCCCUCUCCCCUGCCAUUGGCACCCUGGGGACGCUCUGCGGCCUCCCCCUAACUGCCUUUGGCCGUGGCUUCUGUGCCUCCUCCUACGCCGUCAGCCGUGUGCUCUACCAUAUGGAGUUUGCGGGUCUGCCGCCGCAGACGGUUUUGGCAGACUUCCUCAAAACGCUUGUGCGGUUUGUGGACCGCCGCAUCAUCGUUGCCACGCCGCAAGCUCUCAUGGCGCUGCCGGGUCUGCUCACGCUCGGCACGGCAGUGCGGUGCUGGGAGGCGCUGGCCGCGGUGCGCCAGCUGGUGGCUUCCAAGCCGGCUGGUAUGGCUGCUGCUUGCGCAGAGCCUGGGGUGGCGGCAUGGCGCGGCUGACGUGCCCUUGCUGACCCUUACGGUGAAGCAGGCAACCCAGCUUCAACUUGCGCCUGCGUACGACGCGCUCCGCGUGCGUCACUUGGCCUUCAUCCAGGAGGCCUACAGCGGCGCCGCGCCGCCAGCGGAAGCGAUUCAUGCGCUGCGGGCGGCCCUGGCGCGGCUGUGGGCGUUGGUGUGGGAGCCGCGACACAAGGAACCGCUCUGGCGUCUGGCAGUCAAUGGGUUCACGGGCUUUGGGAUGCUUGCGGCGUGGGCCGCAGAUGGACGCGUGGAGAAAUGCCCGUGUGGGACUCAGAUGACUGCUGGCGCUAGGGUUCAUCACUUCUGGGACUGUGUGGUGGCGGAGGCUCUGCGUGAUGUGAUGCGGGAGCAUGCGAAUGUGGACAUCACACGGAACCAGUUGUGGUUAGUACAGGCGCCACCAGGGCUAUCGCAGGCGGUGUGGGACAUCGUGUGCUUGGCUGCUGUAGCGGCCCUGGAAUACGGCCGACAGCGCCUUUACGCUUGCCGUGAUGCUGCAGACCGGACUGCGGAGGUUGCUGUUGUGCGAAGGAUCGGUGUGGAGGUGAUUGCGGACUUCUGGUCACGGCUAGCUGCGUUUGUGAGUCUGCGUCGGCCUCCGCGCCGCUGGGACCUUGUCCCGAACCAGCACCCAUUCCUAGCGUCAGAUGAUGUUGGAGGGGUUAUCUUGGUAGGGCCAACAGCGGACUCGCCACCGGCCUCACCCUAGCUUGUCAGCUUAGGGACUCGCAAGAGGUAGUCUUAUGACGCCGACCCACGGCUUAGGUGAGCAGCGCUAGCGUUUGCGGUGAGCCGGGCCUGGGGUUCCUCCCCUCUCCGGAGGCGAGGAGCAUGGGGGUCAUUCGGGGAUCUCUCCUCGGGUGAGCGUGCGUGUCUCGUACGUUUUUGGGGCCCUGGCUAGUCCACGGCUGUCGUCCCACAUGUAACCUCUAUCAGCU
Chlamydomonas reinhardtii is the source of this 2277-nucleotide messenger RNA. RefSeq lists its product as uncharacterized. The transcript is spliced from 3 exons. The record is from RefSeq and is a predicted model, not a curated record. The coding region runs from base 662 to 1315 and encodes 217 amino acids. Lineage: Eukaryota; Viridiplantae; Chlorophyta; Chlorophyceae; Chlamydomonadales; Chlamydomonadaceae.